AUGGAACCCCGCGGCGAGCGCGAGCACUGGAAGGUCCAAGAAGCAGAGGCCAAACAGAUGCUAUAUGACUAUCUGACCAUGCCAGAGGGUCACAUGCUGCAUCCCAAGCGGUACAGUAACAGUAUCACCAACUCACUCGUCAUUGGUAUUCGCACUAAAGCCGUCCACGAUGAGUAUAUAAAGAAGCUCUUCUAUCUGAUGGAUAAAUGGUCCUUAGUACAGGAGUUUGGUACUACCCCUCCUGUCGCCUCGUUUGCUCUGCUGCGUUAUGUGCCACAAUGGCUAUUAGGUAAUUAG
Messenger RNA from Penicillium hordei, 297 nucleotides. RefSeq names its product Cytochrome P450. The record is from RefSeq and is a predicted model, not a curated record. NCBI's taxonomy places the organism in Eukaryota, Fungi, Ascomycota, Eurotiomycetes, Eurotiales, Aspergillaceae. The transcript has a single exon. Bases 1 to 297 code for a protein of 98 amino acids.